CGCUCGGGUCACUGGAAAGGAAGCGGCCGCAUGUGCCUGACCCCUCCCCGUCGGCAGCCCGCAGCCGGGUUUGGAUUGCAGUCGUGCACGCAACGCUACGGCUUCCUUGAAAAAGAAGGAAGCUCUCGGCCUCGGCACCCGCGAAUGCUUGCGGAGGGUUGCAGAGCCGUGCUGAGCAGCCGCAGGAGCGAGCUGCGGAGGCUGGAAGUGCAGAUCAGCACGUGCUGUCAGGACCAGAUGAGCAAAGAGAGAUUUCUCUGAAGAUUAGUCCCCUGCAGCCCUGCCCCUGGAAGUGGUCCAGCAGCUGUGUGUCUCCAGCUGUCAUCCCUACGGAUCUGGAAAAGAAAGGAGAAAAGAAGAAAAAUGUCCCAUGCUUUAAAGCAAGUGUUCAAUAAAGACAAAACUUUCCGGCCCAAGCGCAAGUUUGAGCCGGGGACUCAGCGGUUUGAGCUGCACAAGAAGGCUCAGGCCUCUCUCAACGCUGGCCUGGACUUGAAAGUUGCCGUCCAGCUGCCCCCGGGGGAGGAGCAGAACGACUGGGUGGCAGUGCACGUGGUGGACUUCUUCAACCGCAUCAACCUGAUCUAUGGCACCAUCAGUGACUAUUGCACAGAGCAGUCCUGCCCCGUCAUGUCCGGGGGUCCCAAGUACGAAUACAGAUGGCAGGAUGAGCACAAGUACCGGAAACCCACGGCCCUGUCUGCUCCCCAGUACAUGAACCUCCUGAUGGACUGGAUUGAGGUACAGAUCAACAACGAGGACAUCUUUCCCACUAAUGUUGGUACUCCUUUCCCGAAGAACUUCCUCCCGGUGGUGAAGAAAAUCCUCUCCAGGCUCUUCCGGGUCUUUGUCCACGUCUACAUCCACCACUUUGACAGGAUCACCCAGAUGGGCUCCGAAGCCCACGUGAACACCUGCUACAAGCACUUUUACUACUUUGUGAAAGAGUUCAAUCUAAUAGACACCAAGGAGCUGGAACCACUGAAGGAAAUGACCUCCCGGAUGUGCCACUGAGAUCAGACCUUCCUGCUCUCACCUUGGCGUCUCUUCGAGAACUCCGGGUCCCACUCCUGCAUUGGAGACACGGUUCAAGGGGAGAACAGAGACGUUUUGUUAAAGAAAUCUAUAUAUUUUUAAUGAGUUUCAAUGUAAAACUGUGAGAUUGCAGGAAUAUUUUUUUAAAGAUGCUCUAGAUAAACUAGUUUUUUAUAGUAAUUUCUAUAAAAGAAAAAAUAUUUUUGGCCACUUGGUGGAAAUACUCGUUCUCUGAGGAGGGAAGAGCCACCCCGUACUGCCUCUUCCCGUCCCCUCACCGCAGUGGCAUUAAGCGAGCCGAGAUGCUUCAGGCAGAGCCGUGCUGUGUAGCUGGUGCCGAGAUGGAAGCGGUCCUUCCCUCUGGACACCAGCUGCUCCCACCUCGGAGGCAGGUUACGUGGGGACGGGGAAGGACAUGCUCGUGUGUCUGGAUUCACUGCAAGGAACCACUUGGUUCCAGCGCUGCUUCCACUGGCUUUGAGUUGAGGCUGCGGACAGAGCUGCUCUCGUGCUCCCCCUUGUACUGGGCAGCCUGUCCCCAAGGUCUGGCCCACCUUUCCUCCUCUCUAAAAGAACUUGGACUUUUUUGUUCGUGGCUAGGCCAGAGCUGCCGCUGCUGAUGGAUUUUUGUCCCCUGUGGAGACCACCGGGGCCUGGGCUCGCUGGCGUUGGUUUUCUCCCAUCACUGCGCAGCGCUGGAGCACUGCUGUUGCGAAGCCGCUCUUGCCUUUGCACCAGCUCUGAGCUGAGCUUCUCCCCGGGGCGUAACCCAGCUGCGGCUCCGGGUGCAAGGCCCCACGAGGGGCUGGGAUCGGCGCUGACGGCGUUAGGACGCGCAGGCCUCGCCUCCUGGGAGCGAGCAGAGGGAAGCCGCUGGGAGAGGAGUGGGGAAGCCUCUUCAGACACCUGCGCUUCCCUUCCUCCUCGCGGUAAUGCUGACCCUGCCAAGAAGGAACCGGGCUGGUUGCUCUCCAGCCUCCCUUACUGGCUCUACACGGACAAUUUUCUGAUUCCCGCGAGGGUACUAAACCUUAUCUCUCUUCCGGAGCAACACUUCCCCGCUCUGCUGUACACAUUUCUUCAGAACCAAAGUAUCUGGUACGUAGCCAGAGCCCACUAGCCUUACGUACUGCUUGCACGAGCAGCUCUGCCGUGGCGAGAGCUUGGUGGUGCCCCAAGGUAGGUAGAUAAGUCUACCUAGGAUUUGGGGAUGUGGGGGGGAAGCAGGGCUUAGAGCAAGAGAAAAAGAGGUUUUAUGAACAGUGACCAAAACUGUACCACUAACCGCUUCUUCCUUAAAGAUGUUCUGUGUCCUGGAAUCUCUGUACGUAUGUGACUCAUUUCUUGUGCUGUCGUUAGGACACUUACAAAUACCACUAUAGCUGUUGAAACGGAACCAAUAAAUUAUGUCGUAUUUACCUAGCA
Dromaius novaehollandiae (emu) is the source of this 2460-nucleotide messenger RNA. It is a transcript of the gene MOB3A, whose product is annotated as MOB kinase activator 3A. NCBI's taxonomy places the organism in Eukaryota, Metazoa, Chordata, Aves, Casuariiformes, Dromaiidae. The record is from RefSeq and is a predicted model, not a curated record. Gene Ontology annotation, cellular component: cytoplasm. The transcript is spliced from 4 exons. Bases 364 to 1014 code for a protein of 216 amino acids.